Cebus imitator (Panamanian white-faced capuchin) is the source of this 1265-nucleotide messenger RNA. RefSeq names its product phenylalanine-4-hydroxylase. The coding region runs from base 416 to 1261 and encodes 281 amino acids. NCBI's taxonomy places the organism in Eukaryota, Metazoa, Chordata, Mammalia, Primates, Cebidae. Gene Ontology annotation, biological process: L-tyrosine biosynthetic process. The transcript has 7 exons. The record is from RefSeq and is a predicted model, not a curated record. Gene Ontology annotation, molecular function: iron ion binding; phenylalanine 4-monooxygenase activity.
GGAUUAUUCAUAGAAUUGUUAUACCAGAGGGUCGCAGGCUUAUUCCAAUUGCAGAGAACCCACUUUCCAGGAUUCUGAGAGUCCCGGAAGUGCCUAAACCUGCCCUUGGGUUCUUCCCAUCACCCAGGGCGGGCAGCCAAGUGGUGCCUCCCGCGUCUGCUACCCCCUCCCUCGGCCCCUCCCCUCCGGCCCGUCCAGGGCAGGUGACCUGGAGGAUCAGGCAGGCUGCCCUGGCCUCCUGCGUCAGGACAACGCCCACCAGGGGCGUUACUGUGCCGGAUGCGCGGCGCAAAAGACACCCUUUGUAACUCUCCUCUCCACCCUAAUGCCAGGUUAAAACACUCAGCCCCACGUGCUGUUUGCAAACCUGCCUGAGGCCCUAAAAAGCCAGAGACCUCACUCCCGGGGAGCCAGCAUGUCCACAGCAGUCCUGGAAAACCGAGGCUUGGGCAGGAAACUCUCUGACUUUGGACAGGAAACAAGCUAUAUUGAAGACAACUCCACUCAAAAUGGUGCUAUAUCACUGAUCUUCUCACUCAAAGAAGAAGUUGGUGCAUUGGCCAAAGUAUUGCGGUUAUUUGAGGAGAAUGAUAUAAACCUGACCCACAUUGAAUCCAGACCUUCUCGUUUAAAGAAAGACGAGUACGAAUUUUUCACCCAUUUGGAUAAACGUAGCCUGCCUGCUCUGGCAAACAUCAUCAAGAUCUUGAGGCACGACAUUGGUGCCACUGUCCACGAGCUUUCCCGAGAUAAGAAGAAAGACACAGUGCCCUGGUUCCCGAGAACCAUUCAAGAGCUGGACAGAUUUGCCAAUCAGAUUCUCAGCUACGGAGCAGAGCUGGAUGCAGACCACCCUGGUUUUAAAGAUCCUGUGUACCGUGCGAGACGGAAGCAGUUUGCUGACAUUGCCUACAACUACCGCCAUGGGCAGCCCAUCCCUAGGGUGGAAUACACGGAGGAAGAAAAGAAAACAUGGGGUACGGUGUUCAAGACUCUGAAGUCCUUGUAUAAAACCCAUGCUUGCUAUGAGUACAAUCACAUUUUUCCACUUCUUGAGAAGUACUGUGGCUUCCAUGAAGAUAAUAUUCCACAGCUGGAAGACGUUUCUCAAUUCCUGCAGACUUGCACUGGUUUCCGCCUCCGACCUGUGGCUGGCCUGCUUUCCUCUCGCGAUUUCUUGGGUGGCCUGGCCUUCCGAGUCUUCCACUGCACACAGUACAUCAGACAUGGAUCCAAGCCUAUGUACACCCCCGAACCGUGAGUAC